UAGCCCUUUGUGGUGGGCCCGGAGAUGAAGUGGGUCCUCGGGGAUCUCUCGUCUUCCGGUGUAAGCCCACACGGCGGCCUUGGUAGUGCGCGCGAGUUCGGGGAGGCGAUCUGGGACCUCGGACAGCGGCUUUGGAAGGCCGUGAUCUUGCCCGGCAUCUCCGGCACCCGGGGGAUGUCUCUGCUUUCGUUCCCACGCCUUCUUCGUCCACCCCCUUCUUGUUUCGGAGAAAAGUUCGAAUCUGGGGGAAAGGAGGAGAAGAAGGAGAGAUUGUUUGCACUGUGCGAGUUGCAAUUACGGCAAUGUGAGUGGUACUUGCACGUGAGGAUAGUUGCACACCAUCCGCUUGAGGAAAAUACAGACAGACAACUCUUGCAAGCAUCUGAAGAACAUUGGAAACAAAAGAUCACAAAGGAGAGAUGCACAAGAAACCAUUGGAACCAUUCUUUCCACAAUCAGAGAGAAAAGAGACCACAUCAAGCUAUAGUAAGAGAGGAGAGAUUACAGACGCUGCUACAACCGUAGACGUAAGUAAGAAUCGAUCUA
Messenger RNA from Musa acuminata subsp. malaccensis (wild Malaysian banana), 546 nucleotides. The record is from RefSeq and is a predicted model, not a curated record. Lineage: Eukaryota; Viridiplantae; Streptophyta; Magnoliopsida; Zingiberales; Musaceae.